AUGUCGCUGAUCAUCGCCUCCUCUCUUCUUGCCAUGGCUGCUGCACAAUACGCACCUGUUGCACCACCUGGCGCUAUGUGCAAUCCGGGAUGUAUAGGAGGUGCAGCGUAAGU
Strongylus vulgaris is the source of this 113-nucleotide messenger RNA. NCBI's taxonomy places the organism in Eukaryota, Metazoa, Nematoda, Chromadorea, Rhabditida, Strongylidae. The record is from the annotation of a GenBank genome assembly.